Molecule: messenger RNA, 1848 nt
Organism: Punica granatum (pomegranate)
Lineage: Eukaryota; Viridiplantae; Streptophyta; Magnoliopsida; Myrtales; Lythraceae
Source: RefSeq, a predicted model, not a curated record
CUUCUUGCUUUCCCAUUUCCUUCCACCUCCUUCAUCCAUCCCAUCCCCCCGCCAUAUAAAGUACCGCAUUCCUUAUCUACAUGGGCAGAGAGAGGAUGCCCAGCACCCUCAGCAGCUGCAGCAAUGGCGGGAAAGUUAUUCAGCGGGUUCAGGGAGCUGCGGCCGCUACUCCACCUCCUCGUGCCACUCUGCCUCCACUGGACAGCCGAGGAAAUGACAGUCUCUGUCCUCGUCGACGUCGUCACCGAUGCCCUCUGUCCCGGAGACACCACCUGCUCUCAAGUCAUCUACAUCAACGGCCUCCAACAGACGGUUGUUGGAGUUUUCAAGAUGGUCGUGCUUCCAAUACUGGGUCAGCUUGCCGAUGAACACGGACGCAAACCGAUGCUCCUUCUCACACUGUCAACAUCGAUAUUCCCCUUUGCUGUACUUGCAUGUGGCCAGUCCAAGGGGUUUGUCUAUGCUUAUUAUGUGCUCCGUACAAUUUCGUACAUUCUAAGCCAAGGAAGUAUAUUCUGCAUUUCUGUGGCAUAUGCGGCAGAUGUUGUGGAAGAAAGAAAGAGGAUCGCGGCAUUUAGUUGGAUUACCGGUCUUUUUUCUACUUCUCACAUCGUGGGAAAUUUGCUGGCAAGAUUUCUCCCCGAAAGUUGCAUAUUCUACGUUUCAAUAGCCUUGUUGAUCCUUGGGGUGGUCUAUCUGCAACUUUUUUUGCGUGAGACGUUCAGAGCAGCUCCAACGAAUGAACAAGAAUCAGCGUUUGUCACUAGAGUAUCUAAGGUUCUAUACAAUCGAUACAAGUCCAUGAAAGACGCUGCAACACUGGUUUUGAGCAGUGCAACGCUCAGGGUGAUUUCUCUGGUUCUGUUCUUCUAUGAGCUGGGGAUGUCUGGCAUCAGUAACAUCUUACUGUACUAUCUCAAAGCAAUAUUUGGCUUCGACAAGAAUCAAUUAUCGGAAAUUCUUAUUGUUGUGGAAGCAGGUGCUGUAGUUUCCCAGAUGCUGGUGCUCCCUCUUAUUAAUCCUUAUGUCGGAGAGAAAAUAAUACUUUGUGCAGCCUUACUUGCAUCAGUUGCUUAUGGAUUGUUCUAUGGCUUUGCGUGGGCAUCAUGGGUACCAUACCUAAGCGCCUCCUUUGGAGUCAUUUACAUUCUUGUUAAGCCUUCGACUUAUGCAAUCAUCUCAAAAGCAUCUAGCUCCACCAACCAGGGCAAGGCACAAGGUUUUAUUGCCGGUGUGGAAUCAAUAGCAAGUUUCCUAUCGCCCCUCGCCAUGAGUCCCCUGACUUCCUUGUUCUUAUCCAGCAGUGCCCCUUUCAACUGCAAGGGAUUUAGCAUCAUAUGUGCCUCCGUUUGCAUGGUCAUAUCUCUAUGCUGUGCCUGCCUGCUAAAACCAGAGAGAAGCACGAGCUCCGACCCUGAGGACUUCGGAGAAGACUCAGAAGCUCCAUUACUUGGCAGCAGCAGUUGAUAUACAGGCCAUUGCUUGCAGCAGUAUUUUACGUGCAGUAAUCUAAUUAAACCGUUAGUGAGGAUCGAUUCACCCUUCCAAUUUCAUGAUGUGGACUAGACAUUAGAUGGUGAUCAGCUGAGGUGUACUGUAUGUGCAAAGAAUAAUAAAGAAGCAGCCAAAUGUAUGAGAGACCGGCCAGUCGUUAAGGCGGUAGGAAAAGUCGUUAAGGAUUGUAUAAUAAAUUAGUAAUGUUAACUAGUGAGCAUGAUGCCACGGGAGGAUACUAUUGCGAAUGUUAUAAUUUAUUUUAAGUACGUUAAAUUAUAUAUAUGUCAUAAAUCUAUCAGUAAAAAAAAUGUAAUUAGAUAUCACGAAAUAAAAAUAGUCUUUUCAAUACAA